This is a messenger RNA of Gavialis gangeticus (Gharial), 1721 nucleotides long. RefSeq names its product interferon regulatory factor 5 (gene IRF5). The coding region runs from base 87 to 1127 and encodes 346 amino acids. The record is from RefSeq and is a predicted model, not a curated record. NCBI's taxonomy places the organism in Eukaryota, Metazoa, Chordata, Crocodylia, Gavialidae. Gene Ontology annotation, cellular component: nucleus. Gene Ontology annotation, molecular function: RNA polymerase II cis-regulatory region sequence-specific DNA binding; protein binding; DNA-binding transcription factor activity, RNA polymerase II-specific. Gene Ontology annotation, biological process: immune system process; regulation of transcription by RNA polymerase II. The transcript is spliced from 6 exons.
CAUCCCUGGCGACUGGCUGAUGGCGUUUCUCCUUUGCAGACUCCUUAGUGGGGGAUGAGUACAAUGAGGAAGAGGAGCUCCAGAAGAUGACGGCGCUGACGAUAGCGGACCCCAGCCAGGCCCCGGAGCCGCUGCCCCCGUACUCGUGGCCGAAGCAGGAAGUCCAGUUCCCCGAUGCCCGCAGCAACUGUGUCUUCCCCCCGCUGGGGGCCCCGGAGGUCUUGGACCCUGCCGGCCCCUUCAUCCCAGAGCUGCCCCCGCCCGAGCCCACCGGCGCCAUCCCGUGCCCGGGGAGCCUGGAGAACUUGCCCCCCGGGAACGAGCCGCUGCAGCCCAUGGAACAGUUCAUCCCCGACCUGCUCAUCAGCCCGCACAUGCUGCCACUGACGGACCUGGAGAUCAAGUUCCAGUACCGGGGCCGGCCGGUGUGGUCCCUGACCAUCAGCAACCCGCACGGCUGCCGCCUCUUCUACAGCAACCUGGAGCCGACGCAGGAGCAGGUGGAGCUGUUCGGGCCAGUGACGCUGGAGCAGGUGCGUUUCCCCAACACCGACCACAUCCCCAACGAGAAGCAGCGCUUCUACACCCACCAGCUGCUGGACGUCCUGGACCGGGGCCUCAUCCUGGAGCUGCAGGGCCAGGACAUCUACGCCAUCCGGCUCUGCCAGUGCAAGGUCUUCUGGACGGGGCCCUGCGCCGCCGAGGGCACCGGCCCCAACCCCAUCGAGCGCGAGAAGAAGACGAAGCUCUUCAGCCUGGAGAACUUCCUCAACGGCCUCAUCCUAUUCCAGAAGGGGCAGACGCCCACGCCGCCCCCCUUCGAAAUCUUCUUCUGCUUCGGCGAGGAGUGGCCCGACCAGAAGCCCAAGGAGAAGAAGCUCAUCACUGUCCAGGUGGUGCCCGUGGCCGCGCGGCUCCUGCUGGAGAUGUUUUCUGGGGAGCUGUCUUGGUCAGCAGACAGCAUCCGCCUGCAGAUCUCACACCCGGACCUCAAGGACAAGAUGGUGGAGCAGUUCAAGGAGCUGCACCAGAUCUGGCAGAAUCAGCAGGGCCUGCAGGGGCCCCCAGCAGCCCACGCCGGGCCCAGCCUGGAGCCGGGCGCGGGCGUGUGGCCCAUGCAGCAGUGAUUGGGCAGGCACAGCCCAGGAGUGUCCUGCUGGGUGAGCCGGACAGCACGAGAUGCUGCUUUGCUGGGCAUGGGGCUGGCCAGCUCCAGACUGUGAAGGAGGCACCGGCUGGGGGUGCCGGGACUGGGUCCUGCCCCAUCUCCAACCCCUGGGGAGCAGUCGGAGGUUGCAUGGCCCCAGGUGCAUCUCCGUGCCGAGCUUCGCAGUGGCGAUUUUCCAAGGUAGGGCCUGGCCCAGAGCCCAAGGGAGCCACAGCCCAUCCUCAGUCCGAGGUUCCUGCCAGGUGCAGCACGGAGCAGGACAGAUGGGCGCAGUUUACCUCGAAAACACUGCACCCGGCUGCAGCCCAGCCCUGGUUCUCGGCUGGCUGGGCAGGCGCACGCGUCUGCGGCACCGGGCCAGGCUCCUGCUGGCAGGGAGGGGGACAGACUUUGGGGAUGUGUGGGGCUCUCCAGCAGCUUGGCAGACACGGGGCCAGUCACAUCCCCCAAAGGGCAGGCUACCCUUGCUGGGCUGGGUGCUGUGUUGGACACAGGAGUUGCCAAUGCCAUCUCCAGGGGCGGUGAUAAUAAAGCAACCCCUUGUGUACAUGGA